This is a messenger RNA of Microthlaspi erraticum, 1038 nucleotides long. The record is from the annotation of a GenBank genome assembly. NCBI's taxonomy places the organism in Eukaryota, Viridiplantae, Streptophyta, Magnoliopsida, Brassicales, Brassicaceae.
AUGGAGGCAACGAAGAUGCCUUUGGAGCCGGAGUUUCAAUCUGGAGAGGACUUCGUUCACGUCGAAGAACCAAUUCCUCCGGGAGAUAUUUCGUUAAGCGAAAGCAUAGUAAAUGUGGAGAAGGAAGACCUGCUCGCGGAGAUGGAGGUGAAUGAGGAAGAACAUAGCGAUUCCGGUUCAGUGAUAAUAACCGGCGUCGACCCGAUCGGUGAUGUUGCGGUGGAGAAAAAGAAGUUAGAGCUGCCAGAGGAAUUAGCGAAAAGCGUUAUGGUUUUAACGUGUGAGUCCACAGAAGAAGGUGGAUCUUGUGACGUGUACUUGGCUGGCACUGCUCAUGUCUCACAGGAAUCAUGUCGAGAAGUUGAAGCUGUAGUCAGCUUCAUUAAACCACAGGUUCCGACCAACUCGGAAAUGAUAGACAUGUGGAAGAAGAAUCACAACAUAUUCGGAAUAGCUUAUGGAUAUUUUCUUGCAACGAUCGCAAGCAGGCUUGAGGUUUUCCCUGGUGCUGAGUUUCGUGUGGCAUAUGAAGAGGCAAACAAAUAUGGUGGCGAGGUGUUUCUAGGCGAUCGUCCUGUAGAGAUCACAUUAAAGAGAGCAUGGGGUAAAAUGCCUCUAUGGCAUAAAGUAAAGUUUUUGUACAGCAUAGUGUCUCAAGCUUUCUUUCUUCCGAAACCUGAGGACAUUAAGAAGAUGCUCAAUUCUAUGAACGAUGGGGACAUGGUGACAUCGGUAAUUCAAGAAAUGAGCAAGGAAUUUCCAUCUCUCAUGGAGACACUUGUGCAUGAGCGAGAUAAGUACAUGUCAUAUAUGUUGUUAAGAGUUGCAAGAGAGCGUAGUUCGGUCGUGGCAGUUGUCGGUAGAGGGCAUCUUCAAGGGAUCAAGAAGAAUUGGAACAAACCUAUAAAUAUGAAGGACUUGUUGGAGAUACCGACGAGUGAAUCAGUUUUGACUGUAAAGAAUUGUCUGAUAUCUCUAGCGAUUGUAGUCGCUGGGACAGCCAUAGUUUCCCGCAUAUAUCUUGCAAGCACAAGUUAA